Rhincodon typus (whale shark) is the source of this 2315-nucleotide messenger RNA. RefSeq names its product rhomboid, veinlet-like 3 (Drosophila) (gene rhbdl3). The coding region runs from base 157 to 1077 and encodes 306 amino acids. The transcript is spliced from 7 exons. The record is from RefSeq and is a predicted model, not a curated record. NCBI's taxonomy places the organism in Eukaryota, Metazoa, Chordata, Chondrichthyes, Orectolobiformes, Rhincodontidae. Gene Ontology annotation, cellular component: membrane. Gene Ontology annotation, molecular function: serine-type endopeptidase activity.
GAUCCUGCCAACACAGGCUACAUUAGUACUGAGAAGUUCCGGAACCUUCUGCAGGCCCAUGGCUCAGAGCUGGACCCACAUAAAGUGGAGGUACUCCUGGCUUUGGCAGACAACAACUCUGAGGGGAAGAUCUGUUACCAGGACUUUGUUAACCUGAUGAGCAACAAACGGUCUAACAGCUUCCGCCGUGCUAUCCAUUUGGGAAAUCGCCGUCUCCGUGCCAACUCAGUCCUUGAAGAAACCGGCCUCACGAUAUCUCAGCGAUUUAUCCGACACAUCGCCUACGAGACCCUGCCCCGGGAACUAGACCGCAAGUGGUACUAUGACAGCUACACAUGCUGCCCCCCACCCUGGUUUAUGAUCACUGUUACCCUUCUGCAGAUUGCCAUCUUUGUCUAUUAUGGGUUGGCCCUGGAGAAGUGGGUCCUCCAGAUCACACACCCUUCAUAUCUGAACAACCCACUAGUCUACCAUCCACAGCUCCGCAGGCAAGUCUGGCGCUACCUCAGCUACAUCUUCAUGCAUGUCGGAGUCGAGCACCUGGGCUUCAAUGUGGUGCUGCAGCUGCUGGUUGGAGUUCCUCUCGAAAUGGUGCAUGGUGCUCUCCGCAUUAGCUUCAUCUACCUCGCUGGCAUACUUGCAGGUUCACUGGCAACAUCAAUAGCUGACAUGACCGCACCAGUAGCAGGAUCUUCAGGAGGAGUUUAUGCUCUUGUCUCUGCGCAUCUGGCUAACGUAGUCAUGAGUUGGUCAGGAAUGAGAUGUCAGUUCAAACUGAUCCGGAUGGGAAUAGCGAUGAUUUGCAUGAGUUUGGAGUUUGGCCGAGCAGUCUGGCUACGAUUCCAUCCAACCAACCACCCCUCAUACACUCACCCCAGCUUCGUGACUCACCUUGGCGGAGUAGUGGUGGGAAUCACACUGGGGGUGGUGGUCCUCAGAAACUAUGAGCAAAGACUCCACGAGCAAUCCAUCUGGUGGAUCUUUCUCCUGAUUUACCUUCUUUUCGUUUUCUUCGCUGUCCUCUGGAACAUCUUUGCCUACAGUCUUUUGGAGAUCAGGCUACUCUCACCAGCCUAAAACACUUUGCAACAAGCUUCAAGACGGAGGUGGGUGCAAGACUCCAGUCCAAAAGAAAAGAUCUGCUGAAAUCAUAAUAUUAAUGGACUAAACCAAUUGGACAAAAACACAAGAGGGUGCUUAGAAAGGAGUGGGUGGGAUUGUGCAGACAAAUCAACACUGUAACAAGAUUGAUUCAAUCAUGUCCAGAUGAUUCACAUAAUUUCACGUGCUGCAGAUGGAUCAAUUUUCACAUCACAGUGGAGUGAUGAAUUUGCUGAUUCAAAUAGUGAUAAUACAAAUUUCCAUUUAAAAACAGACAUUAAGUUUUCCUUGAUGUUAAAUAGGGGAGGUCAGCUGCUUUCUGUAAACUGUUGGUGCCUCCUCCCCAGACCUCCAGCAGAACCUCACUCUGGCCAUGGAAGUUGUAACAAGUCAUUUGAAGUGUUGUGUAACAGAAUGGCAUCAGCAAUUCAGUCAUCCCAAUCUCUGCUGCAUCCAGCGUGUGCACAAUUCAGUCAGUCACAUUCAGAGAUUCUUGAAAACAGUCUUGGCAGCCUUAUUCUAAGGAGUGAUUAAGAAAAAAGCCAAAGAGGUUUAUUCCAAAUCACAAUCCUCUGGGCACCCCGAUGGUAAAUGCAAUAUUCCUAAUGCUCCCAGCAGCCAAAUAAUCCAGCACCAUUCAUUCUCUGGGCUGUCAACCUGGGUGGGAGCAAACAUGCAAAGGCAGCACUACACUGGGACUCUGCACCCUAUCCCAGAGGGGCUGUACAGCAACUAUGGAGAUUAUGAGAAUGUUAGCACAGUGAAGAAGGUCCAUAUUUGAAGAGUGUGUUUCAGAGUUGGGACCUCCACUGGAACUACCACAAACAUUGUUUUAAGAACUGGAGAAGACAUAAAUCAGGAAUGAAAACAGAAGUUGGUGGAAAAGCUCAGCAGGUCUGGCAGCAUUUGUGAAGGAAAAUCAGGGUUAAUUUUUCUGGUCCAGUCAACCUUCCUCAGAACCCCCAAGUCCUGAGGAAGAAUCACCAGGCCCAAAACAUUAACUCUGAUUUUCCUUCACAAACAUUUUAUUUAAAACUGGAUUUAUCGUGACAUUUGGACCUUUGAUGAAGGUGUGCAUUCUAAAUGUAACCUCAGACAUGUGUGCACAUUUAACUGGUGUAAGAGAUAACAUGGGAACACAGCAGGCCAGGCAGCAUCAGAGGAGUAAGACUUUACCAGCUUCAAAAUCUCCCCACCCCCAGCCUCAUCCCAUG